Molecule: messenger RNA, 7984 nt
Organism: Oncorhynchus kisutch (coho salmon)
Lineage: Eukaryota; Metazoa; Chordata; Actinopteri; Salmoniformes; Salmonidae
Product: CD99 antigen-like protein 2
Exons: 12
Coding region: 258-1157 (299 amino acids)
Biological process (GO): positive regulation of neutrophil extravasation; homotypic cell-cell adhesion; T cell extravasation
Cellular component (GO): plasma membrane
Source: RefSeq, a predicted model, not a curated record
CCAACCUACCACCCCGUCGUUUCUCCACCAGCGCACAGCGCCAUAUUCGCACUGCAGACUUUUGGGUUCAGUUGCAACAAACUGUUUGCCACUGUCGCACGGGAUCUGUCGCACGGGAUCAAACUAACAAAAAACUGUUAGAUUGCAACCAGACUCACGGAUAAAAUAUACGUCGAUUUAUGGUUACAGUGUAAAGUUAUUGUAUCACUCGCUUCAGAACCAGUGUCGAUACAACACCGGACGGACGAAUUUCAAACAUGGGCACAUUUUCGGCAUGGUCGAUCUUUCUGGUGGUCUCGCUGCUUGCUGUGAAAGUCCUGUCCCAGGAGUUUGGUGACUUUGACCUGUCUGAUGCCUUGGAUGAUGGCGAUGUCACUAAAGCGCCAGCAGCAGCCACACCGAAACCCAAACCGGUUCCAUCGGGAGCAGACCUGGACCUGUCAGAUUUCUUUGGAGAGGGUGACAAGAUUACCACCACCAAGGCUCCUUCUAAGGUUCCUCCUAAAGUCCCAGCAACCAAGGCCCCGCUCAAACCCAAACCCAAACCAGAUGACACCCAGGCUGAUUUUGACUUUGGGCCCGGCCUCCGCCCGGGCCUGCUCCCCCGUGCCACCAAGGGCCCCCGUAACCCACCUAGGCCCCAUCCUGCAGGUGAUGAGUUUGACCUGAGUGAUGCUCUGGACCCCAAAAACGACAUUGGAGGGAAGGACAAGAACAAGGGACAAGCAGAUAAAGGUAUCGGAGGCGGGGGCAAGGGUGCCGGAGCUUCCAACAACAGAGGGGGGAAUGGGGGUGGCUCCUUCUCAGACGGUGAUCUGUUUGACGUUGGAAAAGACAACACCUAUAACCCCGACAAAGGGAAAGGUGGACGCAAUGGUGGCCCAUCCACUGCUGAUGACAACAACUAUGACACCAUGGCGGAGACCGGAACCAUCGCGGGGAUCGUCAGUGCCGUUGGCGUGGCGCUGGUUGGCGCGGUUACAAGCUACAUCUCCUACCAGAAGAAGAAGUUCUGCUUCAGCAUACAACAGAGCCUGAAUGCAGACCUGGUGAAGACUGAUAACCCGGACGCUGUGGUGGCCACAGAACCACAAGUUCAACAGACUCUUCUGGAGCCCCCCAAUGCUGAGCCCCCUAGUGAGGAGAACGCUGUCUAACAACCCCCCCCCCCCCCCCCAGUUCUGCCUCGUCCCCCAACCUACACACACGCACAAACAAAGAGGGCAUGACAACACACACUUACCCGCUCCCACCUUAUGGAAUAUCUCUCUCCGCCUGACACACACACACCAACACACACACACACCACUUUUGAAUGAUAGUCCCCCCCCCCCUUAUACCUGGCUAUACAGAGAUCAGCAAACUCUGUUUGUAAUGUAACGUUCCAUUGGCGGCCAUGUUGACACCGCCAACUUGCAUGACAUUCUAAGGUCAGAAUGUCAUUGUGACAUAACUUGGUGCCAACAUGGAGGGCAGUUUGCCGACCUCUGUAGACAGACCUACCCCUGCCAAACUAUGUGUAAAUAUCAUUUUAAUUUAUUUGAACUGUUUUGAAUACCACUAAUAUGCCUGUUUCCUAUAUGAUUAUGUAGGAGAUGUUAACCUGAUGCCGGGAUCAGUUUGAGUUUGACAAUGAUAGUCAGAGGACUUGCUAAACUAAAACACAUACAGAUCUCGGACCAGGCUUCCAUCUUGGUAUUUCCUGAAGAGAUAGUGUAGGACAUAGUAUAGCCCACAUACUUGUCCCGUAACUCUGUUUAUCCAAUCAAAAAGCGUAUCUAAUCGACACAAGCCCUAUGAUCGGUGUGGAUUUGUUUGCUUAGGCAUAUAAAAAAAAGUAGUGAUUUGAACUGUUCAACUAUUGAUGCUAGAAAUCAAACGUCGAUUGAUAUCCGACCUGCACUUUCUAUCUGUUGGAUUGCCUUCAAUAUUCAUUGAAUUGGUUGAAUUCAAUUGGUUGUACGUAUAUCCCCCGUGUGAUUUUGUACCAUUUCUACCUUCAUUGUAUAUACUCAUCUUGUCCGAAAGACACAGAGCGUUUUUGCAGUGGUUACUUACACAGGUUCAUGUCUAAAUGCUGCAUUUUUAUAACCUCGAUGCCAGCCUGUUUGUGCUUUUUAGGCACGUCCUUGUCACUCAUUGUAAAUGCUAGCAUUUUUAUAGUGUUGAUUUGAGGAUGGGGAAAAAAAUUAAGCAAUUUGAAAAACGUAUUUGUUACCUACUAACCCCCAGAGAUGCUGCUUUAUUGUCCAUCAUAUAAUUUGCGCUUUUUAAAGACACUGAAGAGAAAAUAGUCUCUUUUCCAAUAUCCUUAAUAGCAUACUACUUAGGGAACGAACCAGUAGGGUAUGAACCAGUGUAUUGGGUCCUAGCGUUCUAAGUAGUAUUCCAGUAUGGACAUCGGAGGGUACACAAAGGCUCUGUUCCAAUAUCCACACUAGCACACUACUUAAGCUGCGUUUAUACUGUCAGUCCAAUUCUGAUAUUUUGCCCAAUUAUUGAUCUGAUUGGACAAAAUACCAAUUAGUGGCAAAAGAUCAGAAUUGGGAUGCCUGUGUAAAUGUAGCCUUAGGGAACGAGCCAGUGUAUGAGGUCCUAGCAUUCAAAGUAGUACGCUAGUCUGGAUAUUGUAGCGUAGCCUUUAAGUCUACUUGUGUGGAAACGUGUUUGUGAUGAAGAUAAUAAUACUACUCUUUGUACGUUGUAUAUCUAUUUUGUCUUAUUGAGACAAUGCCAGUGCUAGAGAAAGUUAAGUCAAUGUGAAAUCGAAGCCUAGUUGAACUUUAAAACCUCUUGAUAUUGAAGUAACAUAAUGGUCGCGUUCCAGGCCAACUACAUUGUAGAUGUUGCAGAUAUUCCAGGGCAUCAACCAACAGUUGCGUGCCACAUCAUCAACUUGGCGGUCAGGCAUCAGGUUGCUAUAUCAUAAUGUGGUUAGCUGGUGUGUUAAAGUCUUAUCCAAGCAUUGUGAGAUCUGGAAGGCGUCUGCAAUGUAGACAGUCUGUAACGCGCCCAAUGGCAAUGUAGAAAAUGGAAGUUUGUUUUUGUAACAAAGUCAUUUAUGGCUAUUUAUAGACUUCUGAGGUCCUUCAGACUUAGCUCUUUGCUAAUAUGAAAGCAUAGUUAGUUAGUCUUAGGUUCUUUGGGUAGUCUUCAUACUAGGUGUUGCUGUGCUGCAGUCAGUUGCUUGUUAGGAUGAUUGGGGUCAAUUCCAUCUCAAACCAGCCAAUUCAGGAAGGGAUUUCAAAUUCGAUUUCAAGAAUUGAGAAAAUGCACAAGAAUUUAUAAAAAUCCUUAAUAAUUGAAAAACAAUGGCACAUUUUAGUUCAUGAAUUGGGAUUUGAAAUCACCCCCUUGAAUUUACCUAAUUGAAAUGGAAUUGGCCCCAAUCCUGGUUAGGAGACGAGUAGUGAAAGUGAAGCUUGUAAAUUGCGGUGUUUCUGUGUUUUUACUAUUACUUGUUGUAUGAGCAUAUUCCUUGAUAUUACGGUGUGACCUGAUGAUCUAUACACUCGUUCCUAAGUGUGUUUUUGUGAGAAAAUAAUUGCGUCUCUGCACCCCCACUCUUUCUACACUAACGUUUCCUAGAGUGGGUUUUGUCUUAACUUCUUAGCUCAAAUGAUUUAAAAUUUCUUUUAGAUAUAGAAGAACGUUUGUUUCCAAGUGACUUUUAUUCCAGAAAUUAAAACCUUUUUAGUGCGGAUCCAAAAUGGCCCCCUAUUCCCUUUGUAGUGCACUUACUAUAUAGGGAAGAGGAUGUGAUUUGGGAUGUAGUCCUACUGUGUGCUGCACCCUGUUCUGUUUGGCUCCCUUGUUGCCUUGGAAACGCAGCUCUAGAACCACUCCUUCUGUGAUGUUCCAGUAUUCUCCCUACCUGUAGUAACUCACUGUCCCUAACAACUGCACCAGGAUCAGUUGUAUCAUCUUACUUAUAAUGGGUAAGUUAAGGUUUGAGUUCGGAGGAACUGUUGUAAAAACGUGUAAAAAUACGGACAGAAUAUCCCGAAGACACAUUUCAGUUCAAGGCAUUCAGUUGUACAACUGACUAGGCAUCCCCCCUUUCCCUUCCUUUAACAUGGACCGUAGUGUUGCGGAAUACAACACAGGACAAUAGAACUGUCCAAACAUUCAAUUUCACACAGGUUAAAAAGGUCCAAUGCAGCAGUUUAUGAUCUCAAUAUCAAAUAAUUUCUGGUUAACAAUGACCUUACUAGCUAGGUUUCCAUCCAAUUGGUGAUUUUCUUGCAAAUACAGUAUGCUAAAAUCCACAUGAAAACAUUAUGCACAUUUUCCCACCAGAGAUGUGUUUCCACCAAAUUGACGUGUUGCAGAUGAAAGGCUGUAUGUGAUGACGUAGUGCACAUGAACAUACCUUUUUGCGCUUAAAUUCCCAUGUACCGAAUAAAGACAUAUAAGUUCCUGUAAACGGGUUUCCAUCGCAUUUUCAACUCUACUGAUGGUUUUCUCGCCAAAACAAUUGCAUUAUAUAGCGCGUGCCCACUCUGGUAGUGGCAAGUGCGCUCGAGCCAAUAGCUUGCAGAUAACUUUGUGGGUAUAGCCUACAUGAUGAGAUUAUUAUGGACAAACGGCAGCCAAGCAUCGAUGAUCAUGUCACCAGAAUAAAACCCUCUAUAGUUAUUGGAAAGGAGCAUCAAGCUCAUCACCGUGCACUUUCACCACCCUGUGAAGUUCAUCGUAACUUAUUUCAUCUGUAGCCUAAUGAACUGCAUGCUUUCCCGACGAGUCGUAGGGGGAGGACCACACAAUAUGUCAUCGUGUGACUCCCAAGUUUACUUCGAUAUGAUGGUUAUUAUAUCAAUAUUUGCGCAUUAAAGCAUUUCCACCAACAUUUCUUGCAUAAUGAAUUUUACAAACACAAAACGAUCCCACCUUGUCUAGCGUAUUUUGUUUUGUCGACAUUUGAAAAGUUUACCGACAGAUUUUCUGUUUCCAUCACAGACAUUUUUUAUUUGAUGUACUUUAUGCGCAUAAAAAGGUUGGAUGGAAACCUGGUUAUUGUGAUUGGUUUUAAUUAAAAUAGUCAAAGGGAAACUAAAUUAGCAAUUUCUCAAGCAAGAAUUUUGGUAGGACUGUCAGGGAGUGGUCUGAUGUCACCAGGCAGGCCAAAACUCCAACCCACCAAAACAGGCCGACAUUUCAGCAGGCCUUUUCAAACACUAAAAGGGCAUUAUCAUAAUUUUCACAAUUUCACAGUAUUAUUCUAACCUUACAGUGGAAAUAUAUAUAAAACAAAAAUCAGGUUUUUGACUGCACUGGGCCUUUAACUAAGGGGCAGUGAGUAACUGGAGAACCGUAGUUAACACUUCCCUCUUCUGUCACCCAGAUUCAGGUGUGCAUUGCUAACCUCUCUCCUAUGACACUGCUGUAGUAGUUAUGGUGCUUCUCUAUGCCUUAUAACCUGCUAGCUCAUGCUGGGUACCACAGUACUAACCACAUAGACUAGAAUCAAUAGAAUGAACAACGUUGUCUCCGAGCAUUUGGUAUGGUUCUGUAUGUAAACCCAAGACACUCCAUUUAAUAUGAUAUGUUACGUUUCAUAUGGUAUGUAUUAAUUUGAGGAUGUCCUUCAUCCAUUUCAAAUUGCAAUUCGUACAAUAUGUUACGUAGUUGCAAAUUAGCUAAAAAGUAGUAAAAAGUUGCUAAUUAGCUAAAAUGCUAAAGUUGCCCGUGACGAGAAUUGAACACAACCUUUGGGUUGCUAGAUUUUUACAUUAUACCAAAUGUAACAUCAUACUAAAUUCAGUGUUAUGGAUUUGCUAUGGUUUUGUUAUGGUCUAGUUUAUGAGACCAGUCUGGAAUGGAACAUUCAAUGGCAAGAAUGGGUAGAAUUUUCUCAGUGUUCCACACAUGCAACAAUGGUGUGGGAAGUAGAGAUGAUAUUUCUAUGGGAACUACCAAUUGAAUUCCAGUGGUCUAAGGGCAUGUGUCCAUUCUAUGCAUUCUAUUUCUAUGGCUAAACCCCGCACCCCCGCCCCCCACCCCAGUGACUGAGAUCUGUGCUUACACAAAAAAAAAAAACAACAACGAAUGUUAAACGAAUGUAAUCUUUCUCUUAACUCAGAUGCGACCAGCGCCUACCGCGGUGCUUUUCGCUCGUAGCAAAGAUGUUAAAAAAAAACACCAAAGAUGUAGCAUUGAUGGAUUUGACCAUUGGAAGAUUUUCAGAUAUCAGAUCUUAGUGUUGUGCUUUUGGGUUGAAUGUUUCACUUUAUAACUGCCACUAAAUAGUAGAGUUAGCGAGGUAGUUUUGGGUACAACCAAAAAGAAAACACACAUGUGAAGACAUUCGAUUCUGGACCAAUUGAAUGUUCAGGAGUGUCUUCCACAUGAUAACAUCACAUAGCUACAUAAAAAUCCCCAAAAUAAAAUGACAUAGAAAUUCCUCACAAAUAUUCACUUUUUAAACGUGGAUUGAGACUGUUAGGGUGAAGAAUCCCACCAUCCCGUCAUAGACUUGUUAUAGGCUUGGUAGAUAUAAGAGAAUUUGAUUUGAAGAGCACUGAGUUGUGUGUGUCAGAAUUGCCUGUGAGAUGAUUAUCUUGUGGUACUAUGGUUUACUCUCGUGGUAUGGUGUACUCUUCUGGUACUAUGGUUUACUCUCGUGGUAUGGUGUACUCUUGUGGUACUAUGCUAUACUAUGGUGUACUAUGGUUUUGAAUGGUAUUAUUGUCCCUCUUGGAUGCAGUAUGGAUAAUUUGCCUGAUUUGGAAAUGAGAUCAUGUCAAGUUUUCAAAGACGUAAGGAAACGUAUAUACAGUAGUAUACGAGUCAAUGACCUAGGAGACGCUGCCCAGUAGUUUGCAGUCCUACGGCUUCGACAUUUCCCUUGGUUUCAAUGGUUUACGAUAACUGGGAACUAAAGGUAACAGACAUAGCAGCAGUUGGAUUGCCUUAAAUCUAGGGGCUCCUCUGCUACACAUACGACCGUAUGGGCUAUAAUGGAACUGUACAGAAAUACAAUGCAUGUUUUGGGAUAUGUAGCAGUAGUCUUUGGAAGUUUUCCUCAUUGGGUUUGCAUUGAGAACGCCUGGGCGCCAGUAUGUUUCCGCUCUCUCGCCAACUCCUUAUGACUUGACGCAUGACAGCAAAGGAGCUGGCAAGAGCACAAACAACUCUGGGACCAGGCUAGCAUUGGUAGGCUUGGUCUGAUGAUAAUGUAUUUGGAUCAGGAGUAGUAGUUGGUGGUUGAAUGUGAAGGUAUGUAUGACCUGGCAGUGAAGUCUAGGAUGAGAACAAUAAGGAUUGGACCGGCAUGUCGUCAUAAUAAAAACCUGGAAGUGCGCAAGAGUUCCAUUCACUGGUGGCUCUGUUUAAAUGUAGUGCACUAAUAUCUAGGAAAUAGGGUGUUCUUGGAGACACAGUUCAAUUCGGUUCCAGUGCAGAUGUACUUCAUUAAGAAUGAUCUAUUACACCACUGUCUCACUCUUCUUUAUCUCAUUCUAGAGCGACGUCAUCCAGUCGUUGCACUAGCUGUCACUCCAACCCCACUGACCAGUUAGAAGUAAGAACGCAGGGCUCUUAUGACAUCACAAUGUAAACAAUGUAUUCCGACUGUAGCAUUCACUUCAGAUACGUACUAACAAUAUGGCCUUCUGCAUGCACAGAAUCCACGCCUGAUUCACUAGUGCCUGUCAACUGAACGACACACACACAAUUUACGCACGCACGCAGAUGUAUGCGCAAUCACACACACAAAACACACAUUUGACAUGUACGCACACACACACACACACACACAGUCAAUGAAUGCCACUGGUUUUCUAACUAACAAUGAGCAUCUGAAUGUUGGACAAUCUUGGAUAAAUCUUAUACUAACAACAGAAAUGUGAUGAUUCCUACUGAGGCUUUCUAUACUGCUGCAGUUCUAUACUAUAUCUCACUGCUGUCUCUCACUGGCAAUAUAUUAUGGAACAACAUUCAUCAAUCAAUGAAACCCAAUAAAAUAAUUUGAAAAGAAAAGAAA